AUGGCAGUACUGAACGGUAUACAACAUUUGCUAGUUGAAAAUGGUGGGAUUGAUGAGGACUACGUCGCAAAGCACGUGAUUGGUAUCGACGAUUUACCGAAGAGUGUCGAAAAGUACAAUCCCAAAUAUGUGGAAGAAAUCACCGGCAUUCCGGAAGAAAAGCUUAGCAUAGCAGCCGAGGUCAUUGGUACCACUAGUAGUAUGCUUCCGACUGUCUUGCAGGGGGUGUAUCAGUCCAAUCAAGCUACCGCAAGUGCCUACCAAGUCAAUCAUGUUAAUCUGCUCUGCGGCUGCAUCGGACGAGCUGGCCGCGGACUCUAUCAAUUGAAUGGCCAACCUACCGCACAAAGCAAUGAGAGGCUGGGUGCGGUGGAGAGUAUACAGGACUCAAGAAUUUUGAGAAUCCUAACCAUAUGCAAGAGCUCGCGGACAUCUGGAAUGUUGAGUAUCACAAGGUCCCGCAUUGGAAUCAGCCUACUCAUGUAG
This is a messenger RNA of Letharia columbiana, 486 nucleotides long. RefSeq lists its product as uncharacterized. Bases 1 to 486 code for a protein of 161 amino acids. The transcript has a single exon. The record is from RefSeq and is a predicted model, not a curated record. Lineage: Eukaryota; Fungi; Ascomycota; Lecanoromycetes; Lecanorales; Parmeliaceae.